ACGUGCACACACUUCACCAGGAUAUCCUUCUGCGCUGGCAGUUUAUAAACGACAACAUUCUGUACCUCCACUCAGAGCAAUCUUUCCUGUCGUCUGGUUUAUUAUUUGAUAAGCCAUCAUGAUGUUAUAUGUGAUUGGUGCCUACGUGUUGUCUGUCCUUUUGUUUCCAGGAGCAGCCGGACAACUGAGAGCCCGCUUAGUCAACGGGACUUACUAUGGGGGGCGCCUGGAGAUUCUGUACAAUGGAGCCUGGAGCACCGUCUGUGAUGAUUCCUUUGAUAACGUUGACGCACAGGUGGCCUGCAGGAUGCUGGGAUUUUACAGCCCUGGUGCUGUAGCUGUGUUGUCCAACAUGUACGGCGAGGGUGAAGCAGUAUUCUGCUUGAUGAUGUUAACUGUCGGGGAACAGAAACCAGCUUGGAGCAGUGCUCACAUCCAGGGUACUACCGUCACAAUUGUGAACACCAAGAGGACAUUGGUGUCAUAUGCAAUAUCCCCGGACAGAUGACAGCUCGUUUAGUCAACGGAACUCAGUGGGCGGGGCGCCUGGAGAUCCUGUACAACGGGACGUGGAGCACAGUGUGUGAUGAUUUCUUUGGAGACGUUGACGCACAGGUGGCCUGCAAUAUGCUCGGCUUUUACAGUACCGGUGCCAUGGUCGUGAGCUCUGCCGCAUACGGGGCGGGGCAAGGAACUAUUUUGCUUGACGACGUGAACUGUAGGGGGGCUGAGACCAGCCUGGCGCAAUGUUCUCAUAGCGGAUACUACACCCACAACUGUCAGCAUAGCGAGGAUGUCGGUGUCAUCUGUAUUGCAUCAUCAGGUGGACAGCUAGCUGCUCGUUUAGUAAACGGAAGUCAGUGGGCGGGGCGCCUGGAGAUCCUGUACAACGGGACGUGGAGCACCGUGUGUGACGACAGAUUUGACAGCAACGACGCUCAGGUGGUCUGCAGGAUGCUUGGCCUUAACAGUGCUAAUGCCGUAGCCAUAGGCUAUGCAGCAUACGGGGAGGGUCAGGGCAGUAUUCUACUUGACGAAGUCAACUGCAAUGGAACGGAGACCAGACUGGAACAAUGUGCUCAUAACGGAUACUACAAUCAUGACUGUCGUCAUAGCGAGGAUGUCAGCGUCGUUUGUAGUGCUGACAAUUUUUUGACAGCACCAAGCGGACACUUAACAGCACGAUUAGUAAACGGAUCAUUAUGGGCGGGGCGGCUGGAGGUUCUGUACAACGGGACGUGGAACACAGUGUGUGAUGAUGAUUUUGGAGAUGUUGACGCACAGGUGGCGUGCAAGAUGCUCGGAUUUUAUGGUCCUGGUGCCAUGGCUGUCAGCCCUGCCACAUACGGGGCGGGUCAGGGCAGUAUUUUGCUUGACGACGUGAACUGUACGGGGAGAGAGUCCAACUUGGCGCAAUGUUCUCAUAGAGGAUACUACACUCACAACUGUAACCAUAACGAGGAUGUCGGUAUCGUCUGUAAAAGAACAAUCCCACUGCUAGCAGCUCGAUUAGUUAACGGAACCCAGAGGUCAGGGCGUCUGGAGAUCCUAUACAACGGGGUGUGGAGCACCGUGUGUGAUGAUGGCUUUGACAGCAAUGACGCUCUGGUGGCCUGCAGGAUGCUGGGCUUUAACAGUGUUGGGGCCACUGCUGUGGGGUAUGCCCGAUACGGGAUGGGUCAGGGAAAUAUUUUGCUUGACGACGUCAACUGUAUUGGAACAGAGACCAGCCUGGCCCAAUGUUCUCAUGCAGGAUACUACAAUCACAACUGUAACCAUUUCGAGGAUGUCGGAAUCAUCUGCAAUUACCCUGGUGCUGUAGCUGUGUUGUCUAACAUGUAUGGGAUGGGUCAUGGCAGUAUUCUGCUUGAUAAUAUUAACUGUCAGGGAACAGAAAGCAACUUGGAACAGUGCACCCAUCUAGGGUACUACCGCCAUGACUGUGGACACCACGAGGACGUUGGUAUCAUCUGCAAUAUCCCUGGUCAGCUGACAGCUCGCUUAGUCAACGGCACCCACAGGGCGGGUCGCCUGGAGAUUCUGUACAACGGGACGUGGAGCAAAGUGUUGCAGGCAUCCGCAAUAAAUCCGAAUGCUGCAGUCGUGGGCACUGCUGUCUACGGGAAGGGUCGAGGAAAUAUUUUGCUUGACGACGUAAAUUGUACGGGGACUGAGACCAGCCUGGCGCAAUGUUCUCACAGAGGAUACUACACGCACAACUGUAACCAUAACGAGGAUGUCGGUCUCGUCUGUUAUGCACAAGGCACACAACUUAAAGCACGAUUAGUAAACGGAACUCAGUGGGCGGGGCGACUGGAGAUCCUGUACAACGGGACGUGGAGCACCGUGUGUGAUGAUCACUUUGAAAACGUGGAUGCACAGGUGGCGUGCAGGAUGCUCGGCUUUCACAGUCCUGGGGCUGUAGCUGUGUCGUCCAACGUGUACGGCGAGGGUCAAGAAAGAAUUCUGCUUGAUGAGGUUAACUGUCGGGGAACAGAAAGCAGCUUGGAUCAGUGCUCCCAUCGUGGGUACUACCGUCACAACUGUGGACACCACGAGGACGUCGGUAUCGUCUGCAACAUUCACGGACAGCUGGCAGCUCGCUUAGUCAACGGCACCCACAGGGCGGGUCGUCUGGAGAUUCUGUACAACGGGACGUGGAGUACAGUGUGUGAUGAUGUCUUUGACACUGCUGAUGCACAGGUGGCCUGCAGGAUGCUGGGCUUUAAUAGUCCUAAUGCAUUAGCCGUGAGGUCUGCAAAGUACGGGGCGGGUCAAGGAACUAUUUUACUUGACAACCUGAACUGUACGGGGACGGAGUCCAGCCUGGCGCAAUGUUCUCAUAAGGGAUACUACAAUCACAACUGCCAGCAUAACGAGGAUGUUGGUGUCGUUUGUACUACUUCUACAGGAACACAGCUGUCAGCUCGGUUAGUAAGCGGAACACCAUGGGCGGGGCGUCUGGAGAUCCUGUACAACGGGACGUGGAGCACCGUGUGUGACGACCACUUUGACAACGUCGACGCACAGGUGGCCUGCAAGAUGCUGGGCUUUCACAGCCCUGGUGCUGUAGCUGUGUCGCCGGACAUGUACGGCGCGGGUCAGGGCAGUAUUCUGCUGGAUGAUGUCAACUGUGUGGGAACAGAAACAACUUUGGAUCAUUGCACCCAUCCAGGGUACUACCGUCAAAACUGUGAACAUAACGAGGACGUCGGUAUCAUCUGCAAUAUUCCUGGUCAGCUAACAGCUCGCUUAGUGAACGGCACUCGAUGGGCGGGGCGACUGGAGAUUCUGUACAACGGGACGUGGAGCACAGUGUGCAAUGAUCACUUUGACACUGCUGAUGCACAGGUGGCCUGCAGGAUGCUGGGUUUCAACAGUCCUGGUGCCAUGGCUGUGAGUUCUACAUACGGGGCAGGUCAAGGAACUAUUUUACUUGACGACGUGAAUUGUACAGGGACUGAGUCCAGCUUGGCGCAAUGUUCUCAUACAGGAUACUACACUCACAACUGUAACCAUAACGAGGAUGUCGGUGUCGUCUGUACAUCAGCAGGUGGACAACUUAAAGCACGAUUAGUGAACGGAACUCAGUUUGCGGGGCGACUGGAGAUCCUGUACAAUGGGACGUGGAGCACAGUGUGUGAUGAUCAGUUUGAAAACGUGGAUGCACAGGUGGCCUGCAGGAUGCUGGGCUAUAUCAGUUCAAGUGCCACAGCCAUGGGCGCUGCAACAUACGGGAUGGGUCAAGGCAGAAUUUUGCUUGACGACGUCAACUGUAAUGGAAUGGAGACCAGCCUGGACCAGUGUGGUCAUCGCGGGUACUACACUCACAACUGUAACCACAGAGAGGAUGUCGGUGUUAUCUGUAAUUAGUGGCAAGGGGAGUAUCCAUAUAAUUAUCUACGAACAAUAAUAAAGAUUCCUGUAUUUUUAAAGACUUUUACUGUACCUAAACAUUAGAAAAAUUGUUUAGUAAGUCUACAAUCCAAAGUCCAAACAAUAAUAACAUGGCAAUGAAUGCAGAAGUCACUGCGGUGAUAGGUUUAAAAAAUGAAAACUUAAAAAAGAAAUAAGCGUUACAUAAAGACAUAGAAAAUGAAAUUACUGUAUGUGGAAAAAAACUUCAGGAAAAGAAAGAAGCAGGCUGCUUAUUUGACAGACAGGAGAAAUCUCGUUACUAGCCAAAUGUAAUUAGUUAAGUCUAAAUAUCGCCUCAAACAUAAUUAGUAUAGCAAAGUGCUUUUUAAAAGUUGUGGAAAAACAUCUAGCAAUAUUUUUUUCGUUAGAUAAAAGACGAUUCCUUAUAUUAUCCUUAGGUCUUUGACAUCUUGAAAUAUUAAAAACAGAAAUGCAGUGUGGAAAAGGGAUAAAUUGUUGUAUAAAAAUGCUGGGAUUUAUUUUUAGUAAAACUAUGUGUGUGUAUGCUUUUGCCUUUUGACUUUAUGUGGAGCUAAUUUAUUUUUUUUUUGCCAUUAAAAACUACUGGGUAACAAUAAUGAAAGAUUUACUAUGAUUUUAAAAACUGUAAAAUAUGUUUAAAAUAAACAGUGAAACCAUC
Messenger RNA from Pomacea canaliculata, 4558 nucleotides. RefSeq names its product deleted in malignant brain tumors 1 protein-like. Lineage: Eukaryota; Metazoa; Mollusca; Gastropoda; Architaenioglossa; Ampullariidae. The transcript has 26 exons. The coding region runs from base 505 to 3873 and encodes 1122 amino acids. Gene Ontology annotation, cellular component: membrane. The record is from RefSeq and is a predicted model, not a curated record.